Chelmon rostratus (copperband butterflyfish) is the source of this 2286-nucleotide messenger RNA. RefSeq names its product asparaginyl-tRNA synthetase 1 (gene nars1). Gene Ontology annotation, cellular component: cytoplasm. The coding region runs from base 126 to 1805 and encodes 559 amino acids. Gene Ontology annotation, biological process: asparaginyl-tRNA aminoacylation. NCBI's taxonomy places the organism in Eukaryota, Metazoa, Chordata, Actinopteri, Chaetodontiformes, Chaetodontidae. The transcript is spliced from 15 exons. Gene Ontology annotation, molecular function: ATP binding; nucleic acid binding; asparagine-tRNA ligase activity. The record is from RefSeq and is a predicted model, not a curated record.
CAAAGUUACACUUCCGCCGUUCAAGAGUCACCACCUCCGGUCGUGUCCGGGGUUUCAUUUCCAUUUCUUGAAUAGAAAUUAAUUGGUUCCCCUCCUCAGCGGACUGUCAUAGUACCUGAGCUGACAUGGCGACGGACAUAACUAAAGGUGUGGAUCAAAUCUCCGUGGGUGAGCUGUAUGUGUCGGACAAAUCUGGCAGCGACCAGGACGGGGAUGGCACAGAGCAAAAACCCUUCAAAACUCCUCUCAAGGCUCUGUUGUUUGCUGGGAAGGAGCCGUUCCCGACCAUCUACGUAGAUUCACAGAAGGAGGGAGAGCAGUGGGCAGUGAUCUCAAAGACGCAGAUGAAGAACGCAAAGAAGGCCUUUAACCGCGAGCAGGUGAAGUGUGAUGCCAAAGACAAGAAGGAGGCAGAGGACAUCGAGAGGAGAGAGAAGAACCUGGAAGAAGCCAAGAAGAUCAUCAUUGAGAAGGACUCCAGCCUGCCUGAGCCUGAAACCGUUAAAAUUCAUCUUCUGGAGGCCAAGAGAGGCCAGAGAGUCAAAGUGUUUGGAUGGGUUCAUCGCCUCAGGAGACAGGGGAAGAACCUGAUGUUCAUCGUGCUGAGAGAUGGAACUGGUUUCCUCCAGUGUGUCCUGACUGAUAAACUGUGCCAGUGCUAUAAUGGCUUGGUGUUGUCUACAGAGAGCACUGUAGCUCUGUACGGGACAGUCACUGUGGUUCCUGAGGGGAAACAGGCGCCUGGAGGCCACGAGCUGCACUGUGACUUCUGGGAGGUGGUCGGCUUAGCUCCGGCAGGCGGCGCCGACAACCUGCUGAACGAAGAGUCGGACGUGGAUGUCCAGCUGAACAACCGACACAUGCUGAUCAGAGGAGAGAACGUCUCCAAGAUCCUGAGGGUCCGAUCCACCGUCACACAGUGCUUCAGGGACCACUUCUUCAGCCGCGGAUACUACGAGAUCACUCCUCCGACCUUGGUGCAGACUCAGGUGGAGGGCGGCUCCACGCUGUUUAACCUGAACUACUUUGGCGAGCAGGCCUACCUGACACAGUCCUCCCAGCUGUACCUGGAGACCUGCAUACCCGCCCUGGGCGACACCUUCUGCAUCGCCCAGUCGUACCGGGCUGAGCAGUCCCGCACCCGCAGACACCUGUCUGAGUACACUCACAUCGAGGCUGAGUGUCCCUUCAUGUCCUUUGAGGAUCUGCUGAACAGACUGGAGGAUCUGGUGUGCGAUGUGGUCGACCGAGUGCUCAAAUCCCCUGCUGCACAGCUGCUCUACGACAUCAACCCUAACUUCAAACCCCCCAAGAGGCCGUUCAAGAGGAUGGAAUACACUGAAGCCAUCGAGUGGCUCAGAGAACACGACAUUAAGAAGGACGACGGCACCUACUACGAGUUUGGAGAGGACAUCCCUGAGGCUCCAGAGAGGCUGAUGACGGACACCAUCAACGAGACCAUCCUGCUCUGUCGUUUCCCUGCUGAGAUCAAGUCCUUCUACAUGCAGCGCUGUGCCGAUGACAGACGCCUCACUGAGUCGGUCGACGUGUUGAUGCCAAAUGUUGGCGAGAUCGUCGGAGGAUCGAUGCGUAUCUGGGAUGCUGAGGAGCUGCUGGAGGGAUACCAGAGGGAGGGAAUCGACCCGACCCCCUACUACUGGUACACUGACCAGAGGAAGUAUGGCACAUGCCCUCACGGGGGUUACGGUCUGGGUCUGGAGCGUUUCCUCACCUGGCUGCUGAACAGACAUCACAUCCGAGACGUCUGCCUGUACCCCCGAUUCAUCCAGCGCUGCCGCCCCUGAGCACUGACUCACUCUCUCUCACACACACACACACACACACACACACACACACUUACACACAUUCUGACCUGGCAUGUGGCAUAAAAUGUGUCGCUACAAAAUUAAUCAAAUAACAAAGAACUCUGUUUUGUCCCUUUUGCUGUUUUAUCUUCAGUAACCGCCUUACUUCUGAACAGUAAACUGCAUGAUUUCUCACCACAGACAGUUCCCUGCUGUGCUCCGCCUCAACUCUUAACAGCUUCCUCCUGAUUCGCUCUGACUUGAAACCUGAAUCUGAUCAGAUCUGCUUGUGUUCAUGUUGGCUGAUUAUUUAACCACUAAUCAACUAUAUAACUACAGCCAUCAAAGACAAGGAACAGAGACAUGAUGUCUUUCUCACAAGUAGUAGAUUGUUCUCAUAAUUACGAGAUUUUCUUAGAUGGAUGCAGUGCACUUCUGUAGAAAACAUAAUGAUUACAGAGAGUUCACAUCUCCAUGAUGU